AUGCUGAUUUGUGGAGGAAGUAUGGAAGUCCGCUACAAGCUGUUCAUGGGUACACUUAAAAAGGCGGCACUUGACUGGUUCAGCGGCUUGCCUGACCGAUCCAUCACCGACUUCGACGUCUUCAGUCGGCUCUUCAUGGCACAGUUUGCCGCUAACAAGAAGAAGCUGCCGAUCACGUCGGACUUGUUCGAUUUCAAGCAGCAGCGGAAGGAGUCGUUGAAGGACUUUCUGCAGAGAUUUAAUGAGGUCGCCUUGAGGAUAGCAUCUUUGGAUGAGAGGAUGGCUGUCAUUGCAUUCCAGAAGGGCCUGAGGUCUGGAGCUUUCGACAUCGCGCUGGAAAGAGCAAAUUGGCAGACGAUGUCGGAAGUGAGAGCCUUUGAAUUGAGUCACAUUAAGACAGAGGAAGGGCAGAUUAGCAAAAGAGCAGCGAAGAGCCGAGAAGCAAGGGACAACAAUAAGGAGGGAAAUAAGCAUCUCCGACCGGAUCGGAUUGGAGUAAGCGACACGACCGUUACAACAUGA
Messenger RNA from Cajanus cajan (pigeon pea), 522 nucleotides. RefSeq lists its product as uncharacterized. The record is from RefSeq and is a predicted model, not a curated record. Lineage: Eukaryota; Viridiplantae; Streptophyta; Magnoliopsida; Fabales; Fabaceae.